AGCCAGGUUCGCUACCAAGCAGUUGUGGUAUCGUGCAGUGUAUUAGUGGGCGGUGGAGGGACGCUUCAGGCCUGCAGUCGGCGUCCUCCAUUCCUGCUAACAGCAGGACAUCGUGCAGUACUUGCAGGACCCUUCGGCGCCUACGGUGGGAGUCCUUAGGCUUCGGAGGCUUGUAGCGGACAGCCUGAGAAGUAGGAGGACCACCCUUCACGCUCCAGCUCAACAACAAACUGCAUGCGCCGCACAUCCAUCCACCGCUGCACUGCACUGCAUCACUACUGGCAUCUUCAAGUUCAGCUCUACCAUCUACUAGUAUUUCAAACCUGUUCCCUUCAAUGAACGCCAUACUCUGACUGUACCUACCACUGGCAGUCCACAGACGAUAGCUGGAUCGACAGGUAGAACGAGUCGUCUCCUGGUCAUCUCCCCAGACCCGGUCCCAGUGCCAGUCCCAGUGGUCUCAACACCACCAUACACUCGGACCCCUUGUCAAGAACCGCCCGCCCCGUUUUUGCCGACCACCGCGGCGUCCUCCACUCGCACGUUGCUUAUCUCGGCCUCUUGCGUGCUGCGCAGUGCCAGUGCCAGUGCCAGUAGCGUCGCCCGACUCGGUUCAAGUUAGACCUCGUUCCCAUCCUCGUGGUGCUCCUCUGCCACUCGACUUCUUCGUCGUCCGGCCAUCAUUGAUUGUCGCUGGUCAUGCCGCCGAGCUUCAGCUGACUGUCUUGUUGUCUCUGGCCUUGUUGCAACGGUCCUGCUGCUCGCCAACUUGAAGAUAGAGCGGCCUGACCUCCAACAUUAUCCAAGCCCUGUUUCGGACGGGUGAGGGGCAGAGGCAUUUCCUCCCGCUUGCCUGGACAACGUGAUAUACAGCCCUACUAUAGUGGUCCGACAACUGAGGUGCACAACACCUCUUCUGAGAUAUAAUGGAAUCGACUUCCACCAUGACGCCCUCGGCGAAUACAGGUAUCUCGUCCUGUCUUCCAACACGACAGGCCGACUCUCCUAGACCAAUGACCCCUGCUAGUCCUGUGAUCGAAGCCACGACGGCCUUCGACCAACCGGUCAAACGCAAGUCUCGACACAGACUCCUCCAGGGUCUCCAGCGCAUGUCUUCCUCGCCUUCGCUGGCCAAGUUGGGCCGCACUCGAUCGAGCGAGAAGGUCUACAAGUCUGGAGCAAAAGCCUCCAUCUCCUGCGUCUCCCUCGGGUCCCCUCCUUCGGCCUACUCCCUUUCUCCUCCGAAUUCCUAUACAUCCCAGCUUUCCAAUGGCUUCUCCACGGCUCCCACCACCCCAGGCUCGCCCGGUAGCCAACAGUCCUACUUCGAAGCAAAUGCUCGCCUGCGGCCCAUCUCGCCCAACGAAGCCAACAGUGUUCCCGUGCCGAUUGACGUGCGGACCGCGAAGCCCAUCUCUACCCCUCUCCCCGAGAUCUCAGAGAAGCCCUUCCCGCGACGGCCAGACUUCAACUUCUGGAGAGAUUUACCACACGAGAUUCGGGUGCAUAUCUUGAAUUUCUUGUCUCCGAAAGAGAUCAUCAGGGUGUCUGCAGUUUCUAAAGAAUGGCAUGACAUGUGCUUUGACGGGCAGCUAUGGACCAGUUUGGACUGCCAGAGCUACUACCAACAGAUCACAUCGGAGGCGUUGGUCAAGAUCAUGCUCAAGGCUGGCGCAUUCGUCAAGAACCUCAACUUGAGAGGAUGCGUCCAACUACGAGAUCAGUGGUUGAGUCUGGGGACGAGAAUGACCAACCAGGAAUGCAGGAAUCUCGAGUCCUUCAGCAUCGAGGGCUGCAAGAUUGAAAGAUCAUCCAUCCAUUUCUUCCUCCUCAGAAACCCAAAGCUUAUCCACAUCGACAUGCCCAGCAUGGACAACAUUAACAACGCCACGAUGAAAAUCAUCGCCAGCCAUUGCCCGCAACUGGAACUGCUCAACAUUGACUGGUGCUCUCAGAUUGACACCCGAGGCUUGAUCAAGGUCAUCCAGUCCUGUCCUAAUUUGACCGAUCUACGAGCAUCUGAGGUUCGAGGCCUGGAUGACCGCGACUUCAUGGUCGAGUUGUUCCGGCGCAACACCUUAGAACGCUUGAUCCUCCAGCACUGCGACAGUCUGACAGACGAAGCCCUCGAGGUCAUGGUCCAAGGUCUGAACCCGGACCGAGACGUCUUGACCGACCGUCCUGCGGUCCCACCACGGCGCCUGAGACAUUUAGACAUUUCGAGGUGCCGAAAUCUGACUGACCGAGGCGUGAGAGCGCUCGCUCACAACGUGCCAUAUCUGGAAGGUUUCCGCUUAUGUCAAAAUACCGCCUUGACCGACGAUGCGUUGGAAGACUUGCUGCAGACCACAGACCGACUGACGCAUUUGGAGGUGGAAGAAGUAGAGCAACUCACCAAUGCCACCUUGAUUACCCUGUCCCAGUCCAAAGCAGCCAAGACACUGGAGCACUUGAGCAUCUCCUACUGUGAACUGAUGGGUGACAUUGGAGUGCUGCCCUUGCUCAAGGCAUGUCCCGAGCUGAAGUCUUUGUGUCUGGACAACACCCGCAUUUCGGAUCUAGUCCUCAUCGAAGCCUCGGAACAGGUUCGCAAGCGGGGCAGCACUACGAAGAAAUCCCAACUGCCCAAAAAGGGGCUUGAGCUGGUGGCUUUUGACUGUGCCAACGUCACCUGGGCAGGAGUCCGAGAAAUCCUGCAGGGCAACGGACGCGUGAUGCAAGGUCGCAAGAAGUCGGUGGUGCAGAGACACAGUUUCGUCGGGGAAGACGGCGAGCAGGAAGAAAUCCGGAAAGUCGUCGAGAUCCAGACCCUUCUUUAUCCCACACAGAUCAUUCAUCUCAAAGCCUUCUACGGCUGGCAGCAGACGGUGGAAGAGCAUUACAAGCGCUGUAUCACCGGUCGCUGGGGAGCCGCGGCUCGGCUGGAGGCCAAAUGGGCCGAGUGGAUGGUGGCGAGUGAGGAGGUCGGCGUGGCCGCUCAGGGAUGGAGUUCGAGGAGAAGAAGACGUCGGGCUCGUGAGGCCGAGAAUAGAGUGCGUGAUGAUGAGGACGGCGCCGCCCCGGAUGCUGCCACGGGCGAUGAGGAUGGCAGUGGCAGUGGUUCCGGCUUGGAGUUUUCCGCCGGUCGCACUCCUGCGGGAGGCCGUCGAAGAGCCAGGAGCGGUGGGUGUACGGUGAUGUGAGGGGCAUCACUGGUCUCGAACUGAUGGGCAGAUUGCACGAGCAUUUACGAGUCUUUAUGAAUCAGUCUGGACUGUGUUGGCUAGCCCCUGACGUCUGGAGGGAUUCGAGACCCGAGCGAGAGCCGCCAGCGAGCCGACCAGCUGCCAGUUGCCAGCUGUUGAAGAGGCAAAUCUAAGAACGAGACCAAGGACGAGAUCGGAUGAAGCAAUGUGAUCAUGAAGAGUACUUAAGGAGCCAAGAUGUGACUGCCCAGAGAAUGAAGUCAGAUGAAUUGAGACGAGUACUUGAAGUCACUGAGGGAUGAACCGAACCCGGACGAGGAGACAUGGCUUGCUGCUCAUGUAUGUUAACCCUCUCGUCUUUUAGCGAGCAUCUCUCUGGGAGUUGGUCAGUCAUUUCAGGUCGGACUUGUAAGGGGAGCAGGGACCUUGGCCUGGUUUUUUUUUUUCUUUGUUAUCGCUUUGGUGGAAAAAUUGGUGGAUUUUCAGGUUUCUGCAAUUUCUAAGAUCGAAGGCGCCGAGGUGAGUGAGAUCGGAUCAGGCGAAUUGGAAUGGAAAGGAAUGGAUAUGUAACGUCGUUGAUGGGAUGGCGCAACUGGAAGGCAAAGCAGAGCUGUCUUCAUCUAGCUUAGCAAUAACAAAGCAAUGUUUCGACUUUCAAGUGAUCAAGGGCAGCGAAUCAACAAUGGUUUCCUUUGCUCUUGUUGUUUUUCUGUUCUGGAAUUCGAGCACAGAGGAAACUAAGGUACCUACUGUGGUACAGUACACUGAUAACAGUACUACUGUACUGCCAAC
Exophiala dermatitidis NIH/UT8656 is the source of this 3977-nucleotide messenger RNA. Its product is annotated as F-box and leucine-rich repeat protein 2. NCBI's taxonomy places the organism in Eukaryota, Fungi, Ascomycota, Eurotiomycetes, Chaetothyriales, Herpotrichiellaceae. The coding region runs from base 927 to 3182 and encodes 751 amino acids. Gene Ontology annotation, cellular component: SCF ubiquitin ligase complex. The transcript has a single exon. Gene Ontology annotation, molecular function: protein binding. Gene Ontology annotation, biological process: SCF-dependent proteasomal ubiquitin-dependent protein catabolic process. The record is from RefSeq and is a predicted model, not a curated record.